Meira miltonrushii is the source of this 816-nucleotide messenger RNA. Its product is annotated as alpha/beta-hydrolase. NCBI's taxonomy places the organism in Eukaryota, Fungi, Basidiomycota, Exobasidiomycetes, Exobasidiales, Brachybasidiaceae. The record is from RefSeq and is a predicted model, not a curated record. The transcript has a single exon. The coding region runs from base 1 to 816 and encodes 271 amino acids.
AUGACAGACUUGGUUCAGUUGAAAAACGGUAAGCUGUAUCAUUUAGAACAAAAGGGAACAACUCAAGGCCCUAUUGCACUUUUUGUUCAUGGUCUAGGUGGGAAUUUACACUUUUUCGAUGCUAUCAUCGCCUUGGGAAAAUUGGAAGAAAAUCAUAAUAUCAUUCUAAUUGACUGGGAAGGUCACGGUCUCACACCAAUGUCAAACAAUGAGAAACUCAGUGUCAAUAGUUUGGUAGAAGAUAUUCGUUACUUGUUGGAUUACUUGGAAAUUUCGAAAUCUGUCCCUAUCGUGCUUUUCGGUCAUAGCCUGGGCGGGCUUAUUGCAACCACAUUUGCAGCUUUGGACGAAUACAACGUCGAGAAAUUAAUACUGCUUGGACCCGUACAGGCUCUAGGUGCAGCUGGGCAAGAAGCCAUGCGAGCAAGAGCGCAGUUGGUAGAACGUAAGGGUAUGUCCAGUAUCGUGAAUACAAUCUGUCAAGUAGGAUUGUCGGAGCAAAGUAAGAAUCAAAAUCCUCUUUGUAUCGCUUUUGUUCGACAGUCAAUCAUGUUAACAAACAGCCUAGGGUAUAGCAAUGCCUGUAAAGCUUUGGCUUCUGCACAUGACCCUAAUUAUGGCUCUAUCAAAGCUGCCACGCUUAUUAUAUCUGGAAGUGACGAUAAGACGGCGCCUCCUCCUAGUAUAGCGAAACUCAGCAAAGCCAUAAGCCAGACAACGAAAGUACAUCAGGUGGAGGACAUAGGUCAUUGGCAUGCCAUUGAAAAUCCCGCAGCAGUGUCACAGGCGAUCUGUACUUUCCUCUUUAAUGCUUAA